CGGCUGAUCUCUGUAACAGACGGUUAAAAUGCUGGGGACAACGAAACGUGGAUAGUUAGUAACAUAAACAGAGAGAAAAAAAACAACAACACGUUGGCCCCCCAUUUGUUUGUAAAUAUAGUAGUUUAUGAAAGAACUAUUUGGAUUUUCUUAAUAAAUACUGUGAUAAUAACCAGAAUAUCAACUUUGAAUUUUCACACAAAAUAACUACACCGGAUUUCCAUAAUAAUUUCCACACAUACAAAUAAAAAGGAGAUGCCUUGCCGAGAAGAUAUUAUGUCUAACUUGGAGCCUGGGGACUACUACACUCCUGAACGUCUCCGAGACGACAUCAGCAAAAGCCCAAAGAGCCUGCUGAUCAUCGAUUGCAGGUCACAAUCGGAUUACUCCCGCUCACACGUUCGGGGCUCCAUUAACGUCACGUUGCCGUCUCUCAUGCUCAAGCGAUUGAAACGCGGGAAUCUGAACAUAUCGUCAGUCAUCCAGAACAACGAAGCCAAGGAGAGAUUUACCAAAUACUCCAAAUCGGCAUCUAUUGUUCUAUACGAUGAGUGUUCAACAGAUUUAAACUCCAAUCCAUCUUCUGUUAUUAAUUUGCUGAUUAAAAAACUGAGGCAGGAUGGUUGCCGAGCUUCAUUUCUAAUUGGUGGUUUCUCCACAUUUGAAGAAAGAUUCCCAGAGUAUUGUCAGCACCAGGACCAUGAAAGCAGUAUUUUGGGACUCUGCAAUUUGAGAAUCUCAGAGGAGUCAACGCUGUGUGAUGCAGACACCUUGUCCACUUGCAGCACAGCCAGUCCCAUCUCUUGUCCAUUUCCAGUUUGUGUUCUUCCAUAUCUUUACCUGGGCAGUGCCAAAAAUUCUGCAGAUCUGGCACAACUGAAAAAGUAUGGCAUCACUUAUGUCCUUAAUGUCACAACCAAUGUUCCCAACAUGUUCGAGAAUGAAAAGAAUUUCAAAUAUCUUCAAAUCCCAAUUUCUGACCACUGGUCCCAGAAUUUGUCAGUCUAUUUCCCAGAAGCAAUCAGAUUUAUUGAUGAGGCAAGAAACAAUCAGAAAGGUGUUCUUGUCCACUGUCUGGCUGGGAUUAGUAGGUCUGUAACUGUGACAGUCGCUUACCUUAUGAGUCGGGAAAGCAUGACCCUGAAUGAGGCUUACGAUCACGUCAAGAACUGCAAACCCAAUAUUUCUCCGAACUUCACUUUCAUGGGGCAGCUGUUGGACUUUGAAAAAGAUUUGAACAAUGAGAGAUCUAAUGAUUCUUGUGAUGAAAGUUUAAUAAGUGAUUGUGAGAAGCUGAGUCCAACAAGUAGCAACUGCAGUCCCAUAUGAUGGACAGUUUUGUUCAAAUGACUAAUAAAAAGAAAAUUCUUGGUAUCUUUUUAAAAAAUCUGUAUGUUUGAAGCAAGAUUCAAAGCAGCAAGUACUGAGAACGUACAAGAAUUGUUUUGUUGUUGUUAAAAAUAGAAGAUAUUACAAUGUAUUGUAUAUAUAAAUAAUGUGUCAAGUUGAGAACGUUGGUAAGAUUGUUCAAAUCUUCCACCAGGCGACGGUGAUGAAACCAUGCGAUUGUUUUUAUUCUUUGCCUACCAAUAUAUUGCAUUCUGUGAUCCUUGUUACUUAUAAAUAGUAAAUCAAUGUUUUGUUUCACUAUAUAAAGUUAUAAGAAAAAGAAGUGUAUAAAUUGUCAUUUGUUACACGAUGAUACUCUAUCCUGUUAUUUUGUUAUUAAUGAGCCUCAGCUAGCAGUACAAGGGCUUCCCUAUUACUGUCAAUUAUAGAACUUUCAAAAGGGCAUGCAGUUCUUGGAACUUCAUCUUGAAAAAAAAAACAUUUUUGUACUUCUUUUAUUAAUUUUUUUAUAAUCAUGUAUUAUUAUUAUUACUACUACUGAGUUUUACUUAAAGGAAUAUAGAAGAGUAUAUUAUAUCAGCUUGAAAUAUAAAUUGAUUGUGUAUAUAUAAGUGCUCGGACCAUGUAUAUCAUGCUAAGAUGGACAAUUAAGUCUUGAUGGCUUGUGUACAAAAUGUCUUUCAGUUGAUGAUGUAAAAGUUAGAGAGGGUUUGAAAAGGUUGGCUCUUGAACUUGACACUAUGUUAAUGUAUACAUAAAAUAAGCCCACUACUUCUGAUGGCAGCACUAAGUUUCAAUAUAUCAAUUAUUACUGACAGUGUUUGUGGUAGAUGUCUCCUACAGAAUCUUGAUCAGGAGGAAAAGAAUAACAGACAUUGGAUUAUACUGUUCUGAAAGAGCUCAUGAACAAAGACUAUAAAAGUUAAAACAUGUUUUUGGUUUUCUAUUAUCUUUUUUUCUAUGAAUAUUCACCAGAUGUCUACCACAUAGCAGUGCCAUGUAUUGCUUUUUGUCAUUUUGUCUUUUUUUUUGUUUUUGUUACUUGUAUUUUUAGAAGAGAUAACAUUUAUUUCCUCUAGAUAUGUGUGUUAUGUACAAACUUGUUUGGAAUUCAACUUUAUAUAUAUAUAAAAACUGUGAUUCUUUUGCCUUGUGUUAUAUUUUAGUUUUGUUUUAUACUUUGACAGAAUAUUAGUCUUAAAAUCUUUUAAAUUUUCUCGAUUCGCCACUGUAAAAAGAUUUUCUUACCUGGGUGGGGAGAAAAAAAAAGAGGUUAAAGUUUGGAUGAGGAAAUGGGGGAAUUAAAUUUCUUUGUUAUCAAUGCAAGGAAUAUAUAUAGAAAACAAGAUUGUACAUAUUAGAAUAUCAGUGUUUGAUUGUAGUUUGUACCUAAUGUAAACUACUGUUCUCAUGUUUAUUACAAUAAUCAAAGCACAUUGACUACAUUAUAGCUAGGUUCACUGCCAGUUAUCAUGACAUUAUUCACAGUAGGGUCUUCAUUAUUUCUUAACUGUAUCAGCUGAUUGGAGGGGGGGGGGAUUAUCUUUUGUCUUGCAAAAUUCCUCUGACUCAGUUAAAAUUCAAAAUGAGUGUGUGAAUAGUGUAAAGACCGGUAGUUAUUUCAGAUCAUAACGGGGAGACAUCCUGAAGGUCCCUGGAGUUCUAGUCGCACCUGGAAACAGCUGCUUAUUUUCUCCAGUGGCUUCAGAUGUAUCCUCACCAUUUCGUACAGAACAUAUUAAAACAAUUUUUUUUAAAAAUUACAUUUGGUUUGAAUGGUUUAGUAAUAGUGUAUAAUAAUGAGUCAUAUCAUAGUUUUUUUGUUGUUUUUUUUUUAUUAAGACUUUAAAAUUUUAAAAUUAUUUUAUAUAGUCAAGCUUAUAGAUUUUAUACUUUGUAUACAUUUUCCUAGCAAAAAAGGAAUUUGAAGAAUCGUAGAUUAGUGUUUGUGCCUUUUGUUUACUUCAAAAACUUUUUGUUUUUCUGCAAUUCAUUCUGUUUUUCCUCCAGUCAUCUUUGUUUACAGUGUCAUCAUCUGUAACUUUGUUUACAGUGUCAUCAUCUGUCACUUUGUUUCACCAAAGAAAGUAUUCUUACUUAUUAGAGAAAGAAUAUGUCUUCCAAAAUGUUGCAUUGUACAACUAGGCUUUUCAGAAAUAAAAAUAUUUUUUUUGACUUUUA
Molecule: messenger RNA, 3531 nt
Organism: Biomphalaria glabrata
Lineage: Eukaryota; Metazoa; Mollusca; Gastropoda; Planorbidae
Product: dual specificity protein phosphatase 7-like
Exons: 4
Coding region: 256-1329 (357 amino acids)
Biological process (GO): protein dephosphorylation; negative regulation of MAPK cascade
Cellular component (GO): cytoplasm; cytosol
Molecular function (GO): MAP kinase tyrosine/serine/threonine phosphatase activity; protein tyrosine/threonine phosphatase activity
Source: RefSeq, a predicted model, not a curated record